This is a messenger RNA of Hyposmocoma kahamanoa, 385 nucleotides long. Its product is annotated as dnaJ homolog subfamily C member 1-like. Gene Ontology annotation, cellular component: endomembrane system. The record is from RefSeq and is a predicted model, not a curated record. The coding region runs from base 101 to 385 and encodes 94 amino acids. The transcript is spliced from 2 exons. NCBI's taxonomy places the organism in Eukaryota, Metazoa, Arthropoda, Insecta, Lepidoptera, Cosmopterigidae.
CUAGUUGUCAACUUGUCAUUUUGUUUUAAAAUAAUCCUGGUUUUUAUUUCGUGAAAUAAAAUGCUUUUAUAAAUUAAUAAGCACGGACUAGUAUUUAAAAAUGAGGCGUGAGGUGUUAGUGCUGUUUACAUUGGUAUUAUGUGCUCGGGCGUGGGACGAUGACGAUUUAGAGGUGUUCGACGUGGUGGAAGAAGUUAAUCAGAAUUUUUAUGAAUUACUUGGCGUUACACAGGAAGCCACACCAGCGGAAAUUAAGUCUGCGUUCAAAAAGCUGACUCUGAAACUGCAUCCAGACAAGAAUGAUUCACCAGAUGCUGAUGUUCAGUUCAGGAACCUGGUCUCUGUACACAACAUAUUGAAGGACCCAGGGAAACGAGAGAAGUAA